AUGCUGCAGCUCGGCGACGAGGUGAUGUAUUUCUCGGCGGUGUUCCUGGUGCUGAUGCUGGGCACCAGGAGCGCCACGGGGGCCUCGCUACUCACCGCGUUCCUCUACGUCUUCAUGGUGAUGUUCCGGUUCCCCCCGGUGCCGGCGGAGCAGGCCGGUCGCGUCCUCCGGCCCGGGGCUCCUCCGGGCGGCGUCCCGGUGGUCGCGCACCGCGGAGGGAGCCACGACGCACCGGAGAACACGCUGGCGGCGAUCAGAGAGGCCAGCAGGAACGGAGCCACCGGAGUGGAGCUGGACCUGAGCUUCACUGCCGACGGCGUGCCGGUGCUGAUGCAUGACGAGACUGUGGACCGCACCACCAACGGCUCCGGGCCACUUAGCAAACUGCAAAUUGUCCAACUGAGGAGAUUCGACGCUGCUGCUCAUCACAGACUGAAAGAGAAGUUCAGCGGAGAGAAGGUCCCGACUCUGCAGGAGGCCGUGGAGGAAUGCAUGAGACACCAGCUGACCAUCUUCUUUGACGUCAAAGGUCAACCUGACAAGGCUGCAUCAGUGCUUCGUGAGAUGUACAAGAAGUUUCCUGUCCUUUACAAUUCCAGUAUUGUUUCCUCAUUUGAACCCAAAGUUAUCUACAAGAUGCGUCAGACUGACCCCAACGUGGUCACGGCCCUGACCCACCGGCCCUGGAGACUGAGCCGCCUUGGCGAUAGCACUCCUCGGACCCAGUCCACGUGGGGUCAGCUCUGGACGGGGUUUCUGGACGUCUUGCUGGACUGGGCCCACCACCACAUCCUGUGGAAGCUUUGUGGAGUCUCUGCCAUCCUCGUGCAGAAAGACUUCAUCUCACUGGACUACGUUCAGUACUGGGCCGAGCGAGGUGUGGAGGUGGUGGGCUGGACCGUGAACACCGCUGUGGAGAAAAGCUUCUACCAAAACCUGCUGAAGAUCGGGUACAUCACCGACAGUUUGCUGGAAGACUGUGAUCCUCAUUACUGA
This is a messenger RNA of Limanda limanda (common dab), 996 nucleotides long. RefSeq names its product glycerophosphodiester phosphodiesterase 1-like. NCBI's taxonomy places the organism in Eukaryota, Metazoa, Chordata, Actinopteri, Pleuronectiformes, Pleuronectidae. Bases 1 to 996 code for a protein of 331 amino acids. The transcript has 6 exons. The record is from RefSeq and is a predicted model, not a curated record. Gene Ontology annotation, molecular function: phosphoric diester hydrolase activity. Gene Ontology annotation, biological process: lipid metabolic process.